GCGCGUUGCAAUCAUUUCUGGCAAAGUGACCCGAGUAUCUGCCAUUAGAUCAGGCACCUUUGCAAAGGAAUUAGACUGUGAUAAUUCAUCAUGGCUUAUGGCUUGCCGAGAAAGAACACAGUGAAAACCCUUUUGGGGCACAGUUGUUUUGAUGUACAGGAACAUUGGGAUCUUGCCCUGCUUACGAAGACCUGGUACACAAAUCUAGCCAACAUCAGGCUUCCUUUCUUGGAGGAAAUUGCAUUUGGUAAUUCUGUGCACCUUAAACCUUGUACCACCUCCAAGAAGAGCAUGCUCCCCUCAGUAGAAAACAUCCAAAUGGAAAGGAAGUAUGAGAUGGAGCGCCUGGAAGACCUCAAACACCAGAAGAACAGAGCGCAGGAAAUUCCCUGUGCCCUAAGGGGCAGGCCUGUUGGUUUGAGACGACCUCUUCCACCUAAGUGACCAUCAUUCCAUCACUGAAUUCGGACUUUGUGUUUUUACACAUCCAAAAGGGAUGAAGGACUCCAAAGCUUUCACUGUGCAAAGUGCAGUGUCGAUAUAGGAGCGCCCGGAUGGACAGGCCAGCUCCCCCAGACAUGAAACUGGGUGGACCAGUUUCACAGAUCUCCUGGGUCCCUGUGCACACUUUUCCCUCUGUCACAAGCUACAACAUGAAGUAGAUGAA
Molecule: messenger RNA, 667 nt
Organism: Echinops telfairi (small Madagascar hedgehog)
Lineage: Eukaryota; Metazoa; Chordata; Mammalia; Afrosoricida; Tenrecidae
Gene: CUNH4orf36
Product: chromosome unknown C4orf36 homolog
Exons: 3
Coding region: 91-444 (117 amino acids)
Source: RefSeq, a predicted model, not a curated record